This is a messenger RNA of Aspergillus luchuensis, 897 nucleotides long. RefSeq names its product chitin synthase export chaperone. Lineage: Eukaryota; Fungi; Ascomycota; Eurotiomycetes; Eurotiales; Aspergillaceae. Gene Ontology annotation, cellular component: endoplasmic reticulum membrane. The coding region runs from base 1 to 897 and encodes 298 amino acids. The transcript is spliced from 7 exons. Gene Ontology annotation, biological process: protein folding. The record is from RefSeq and is a predicted model, not a curated record.
AUGGGUUCGACACAGUUUGGCAAUUUCAACGACUUUUGUCGAGAUUCCACACUGCCCGUCUGCAAUCUCUUUGUCUCCAACAACCAACCCCCUAAUGAGGCGUACGGAGGAUGCCCGCUUCACGGUAUCGAACUCAGCGAUAACCGCUACCUCAGCAAUCUGGGCUCGAUUCUUCUCGCGUUCGUUUCCAUUCUAGUAUCGCUGUUCCUGCUCUUCAGGUCGGAUCGCAAACGGGCGGCAGUCGGAAGGAGGGAAAUGCAAAUAUUUCUGCUGGCAUUUAUCGUCGUUGAAAUCUGCGAGAUCUUCUCUGUGGGCGGCUUCCCUCUGGAUGCAGCAGUGCGCAAGGGCUUCUCCGCUGCACAUGUCGCUGCAAUCACCGCAACGUGCUGGAUUCUUUUUCUAAAUGCCGUGGUGGGCUAUCAAUUCCUCGACGACGGUACCCCGGCCUCAAUCGGUCUAAUCCUUGCCUCCGCCCUGGUUCUCUUCAUCGGUACGGGCUAUAUCGCCCUGGACACGGCUUUCGAUUGGACCGGUGAAUUCGCGACAACCGAGGCAAACAACUAUCGCAACAUUGCCCUCUAUGUGCUGUACCAACUCUUUCCUCUCAUCUGCCUCGUCGCGUUUUAUGUGUUGGAGGCUGUCCUAGUUGUUCGGAUUUUGGGCGAAGUUCGACCAAUGAUCUACUUGACUGCUGCCGCCCUGUUAUUCGCCAUCGGACAAAUUUUCGAAUACGUGAUCAGCGUUCACCUCUGCCACGCCUCCGGCAGCAAGAUCAACGGCGCAUUGUUCGAGACACUAUUUACUCUUUUGGCAGUUGGUACGGUAUGGAGCUUCUGGAGCAGCAUUACCGAAGACGAUUGGCCUAUGCCGAUAACAACCGGGGGUGCAUACCAUUAG